GGAGUGGCACGUGAACCAGGAACAAGCACCCGGAACUAGCGAUGUUUUAAAGCGAUACUUUCUAUUAUGCAUUCAGUUUAAUCCAAUUGCACAUACACACUACGUAGUUCCUGUCCAUGGCGCCCUUUCGCUGCUUUAAAUGUUUGAAGGGCUCCGGUGGGCGCGUGACGACAGCCCACGCCUCUGAGCGUGUUUGAAACCACUAUAGCUGUGCGCAGCCGCUCGAGCUCCAGAUUAAGCACACGACAGCGUGCGCGAGCUUGUGUCCAUAGCUAAGACAUGAUCUUUAUCUUCCGGGAUGAGUCACGUUUGUACCGCUGUUAUCCUACUCGGAGAUGGGACGCAACGUUCUGCUUUACUGGCCAAAUAUUAUUGGAUACCUGAGGAUCGGCCUUGUGUUUGCUGCAUGGGCCUCCUGGGAGACUCCAGCAGUGUUCAUCCCUCUCUACUCAACACACGUCGCUCUUGAUGGAGUGGACGGCUGGACGGCGCGGCGGCUGGGCCAGACCUCCAGGUUUGGAGCCUGGCUGGACGUGGUGGUGGACAACCUGGGCCGAGGCAUGUUGUGGAGCCGUCUUUCUGAGUGGGGCUGGCUGGUGUCUGCUUUGGAGUGGUGCGUGUUUGUGUGUAACCACAGUGCCAGAGGGGACCAGUGGAAGAGCGGUUUCAUCAGCAGCCCUCGAUUCAUCCGAGCCGUCAUGGCGAACGGGUUUCGAACACCUCUUGGCACGUGGGUGGUGAGCGGGCUGCACUGCCUCCCCCUGUGGCUUUAUGGGGCCCACAGGGGUUUACUGACUCGCUGGCUGCAUCUGCCCCUCUGGAUCCAGGCUGUGGGGACGCUGCUGCUGGCUGCAGGCCGCCUCCUGGCUCUGUCAGUGGAGAUAUGGUGUAUAUGGACACACAUCAAAUACCUCACCAAUGAAGAGCCGGAAGAGAAAAGGAACUGAAAGCACCCCCCCACACACUUGUAUUUAUAACCUACCAUGCCAGCUGAUGGAAACCUCCUGUGAUGUCACAAACUCGUCAGAUUCUUAACAUGGUCUGUGAUGUCACAGGACAGGCUAAGUUCUCCCAACAUCUGUUUAGAGGUAGCGGUGCUGCCGUGAAGCUCACAACACUUCAGUGUGCAUUUGGCAAGUAGGUUCUUGCAUGUGUAUUCAUUUGUAUAAAUAUAUUUCACAGAAUGUCACGAGACCUCAGUAAUACGACUGUGACGUAUGCGCUCGCUCCCUUUUUGUUCCGGACCUUUUGAUGGGAAGUCAGAGAGCAUUUAUGGAGGAGAUACUUUUUUGAAUGCUGGGGGAGUGACGCUGUUUCCAUUGGUCUCAAGAACCACGUUAGUCCCUCAUUGGCCCAAUACUCCAUCCCUGGAACAUUUUGCACAGGGGCUUUCCUCACCAUGGAAAUAGGGUCAUACAUUAGUGUUUAACUUACUUGUAUCGCUUUAAUUUUUGCUUGUAUAUUUAUUCUUAUGCCGCACCAAUCAUCAAGACAUUCUGUGUAACUUGUGGCAAUAAAUGGCUUUUACGUCUGAUUCUGAUUACACGUCGCAAUAAAAGGCUGACUGUU
Messenger RNA from Gasterosteus aculeatus aculeatus (three-spined stickleback), 1569 nucleotides. RefSeq lists its product as uncharacterized. Gene Ontology annotation, molecular function: phosphotransferase activity, for other substituted phosphate groups. Gene Ontology annotation, cellular component: membrane. NCBI's taxonomy places the organism in Eukaryota, Metazoa, Chordata, Actinopteri, Perciformes, Gasterosteidae. Gene Ontology annotation, biological process: phospholipid biosynthetic process. The record is from RefSeq and is a predicted model, not a curated record.